Molecule: messenger RNA, 1905 nt
Organism: Babjeviella inositovora NRRL Y-12698
Lineage: Eukaryota; Fungi; Ascomycota; Pichiomycetes; Serinales
Product: KH domain-containing protein
Exons: 1
Coding region: 1-1905 (634 amino acids)
Molecular function (GO): RNA binding
Source: RefSeq, a predicted model, not a curated record
AUGUUAAAGCCUUCGCUAAGGGUGGUAAAUCUACCAUACUGCCGUUUUUCUACAAAGACGUGCAAGCAACACAGGCUCCUGGGGAUACCUAAAGCUGUGAUACCCCAAGAACUACCUGUCCUGCCGGAGAUGCUCACCACCUUGACCAAAUCGCCAUGGAUCAGCACCAUAUCGAAAAACUGCCACGUAAGAAUAACGCCCCUCGCAGAUCGCCUACUCUUUAGUCCUAUGAAGGAUGAAUCCGCAGCUACUAUUACUCACGCAGUGUCCGAGGUAGAGAAGAUAAUCCAGUCUGUAACAAACCACAGGCAAGAGGUUUCCAUCCCUCUGGAAUAUCUUAGACUCGUCUUCAGAAACAUUAGAACGGUUUUCUCUAACACCCCAGAUAUCAGCAUUCAGGCAGGGGCUCUGUGCAACGCCAGUAAUACAACUGAACUUGUGGUAUCCCACCCCGACUCCAUCCAAGUCAGCCGGGCCAUCGUGAAACUACUGGCUUUUAUAGCAAAAUUGAGCCAAAACACAAUGACAACUAGUCCAAUACCGGCGGUUAUAGGUCACACGGUUCUCUCGCCAAAUAGCUCUGCAAUUAGAAGGCUUAGCGACAACCGGAUUUUGGUUCACUUCAACGACGCUCCUGGUCUGUGCCUGUAUACCCUCACUAGCUACGAGUACGGUAUCGUAUCCGCAAAGUUCUUAGAGCUUUCGAGUCUUAUCGAAAGAUAUACCAUCCACUCAGCAGAGAUUGAAAUAGACGAUUCCGCAUACAAGUCGCUUCAGAAACGAUCCGUCUUCUCGCGCUUGGAAUCGGAAUUCAAAGUCACGCUAAGAGGCGAUGGACUGCCUCACACCAGAAUGCUGAUUGUGCACAUUGUUGGUGAUAAAGAAGGGAUUUCUGAGACAGUUAGCCAGAGAAUCAAGGAUUUGAGCACUCUGAUGGAGAUUAUCAGUCCAAGAAUACCCCUCCCUUCUAUCAACGUAGCAAGGGCGCUAUCUGGGUUCUAUGGUUAUCGCUUAUCUGACAUCAUGAAUGACACGGGAACCUGCAUCACGCUUUGCCAGAAACCGACCACUUGUCUAAGGGAAACCUCCGAGCAGCCAUUCAGCCUGAGCGAGAUUUUGGUCACAGGCAAUAGCAUCGAACGCAUCGAGAAGGCAAGCUCCCUCAUCUCUCAGCUCAUCACUGCCUUGGCUUUGAAUGGCAAAACUAUUCAACUACAGUUACCCAUUGUGCACAAGUUAGUCGGGCCAGGAGGGGCACACAUUAACAACAUGCAAAUACAGACAAACACCAGUGUCCAGCUUCUGCAUGUGAUUUCCCACCAAAACGAGACAGAGGCUUAUAUCACGGGUGAGUCCCCCGAAAACGUUGCUGAUUGUAUUCUCUUAAUUAACCACCAACUAUCCAACUUGACCGCGUAUUCUCAGGAAUUUCCUAUCCCUGAGGGGUUUGCAUGGUGGCUCAGAAAGGCUGAAAACGCACACAUUUUGCAGACCAAUAGAGAUGAGAACGAUUCAAUUGUUUUCGUCGAUAAGAAUCUCGCCAAACGGAUAAAGAACAGGCAUCGAUUGUUAAUCCAAGCCCCUACUAAAGCCCAGUUUGACAAUUCAUACGCCCAAGUUAACAGAUACUUGAAAAGGUUUUAUGAUAACACCAGAUCAAUCAGCGUAGACCGGGAGCUUUUCCAGAAGUGCUUCCCCAUGAAGACUAGGGUUCAAAAGGACGAAUUUAGGGCGAUUGUGAGGGACACUGCCACCAGCAUCACUAUCAUCAAAGAAAAAAAUGCCAACGACUUGGUGCUUAAAUUCGAUAGCAUCGACAAAGCUGGUAUACAUGAGGCAAUCUCCAAGAUUGAGUUUAAACUAGACGUGGGCAAGAUUACCAUGGACAAUGAUGCUUCACGCUAG